AAUGGUGUUUUCCCCCCUUCUUUUUGCGGAGAUUUAGGUAAUUCCAACCUGUCUGGACAUUUGGUACCUGAGCUUGUGAAGCUUGAGCAUUUGCAGUAUCUGGAGCUUUACAAAAACAACAUCCAAGGAACCAUCCCUGCUGAACUUGGAAACUUGAAGAGCCUCAUCAGUUUGGACCUAUAUAACAACAACAUUUCAGGGACCAUUCCUCGGUCACUUGGGAAACUGAAGCAUCUUGUAUUCUUGCGGCUUAAUGACAAGAAGUUAACUGGACCUAUCCCUAGGGAACUUGUUGGUGUUUCAAGCCUCAAAGUUGUUGAUGUCUCAAGCAAUGAUUUGUGUGGACCAAUUCCUACCAGUGGACCAUUUGAGCACAUUCCUCUAAACAACUUCGAGAAAAACCCUCGCCUAGAAGGUCCCGAGCUUCUGGGGCUCGCAAGUUACGACACAAACUGCUCGUCAAGUACAGGUUGAUGUUAUAAAGCUUGGAGUUGAAUAUGUACUGACAUGGUUUUAAGCAUAUUAUCACACCGUAUAAUGGGGGUUCCUUGAACGCUAGCCCUCGUACGUGUAAAUC
Molecule: messenger RNA, 577 nt
Organism: Hibiscus syriacus
Lineage: Eukaryota; Viridiplantae; Streptophyta; Magnoliopsida; Malvales; Malvaceae
Product: leucine-rich repeat protein 1-like
Exons: 5
Molecular function (GO): protein binding
Source: RefSeq, a predicted model, not a curated record